Mya arenaria is the source of this 915-nucleotide messenger RNA. RefSeq names its product putative nuclease HARBI1. The transcript is spliced from 4 exons. NCBI's taxonomy places the organism in Eukaryota, Metazoa, Mollusca, Bivalvia, Myida, Myidae. The record is from RefSeq and is a predicted model, not a curated record. Bases 232 to 915 code for a protein of 227 amino acids.
UUGACAAACAUUGAAAUCAUUGAUCGAUACCGUCUUGAUCGUGAUGGGAUCGAUUAUGUGGAAAACAUAUUAUCAAGACAAAUAACGCCAAAAGCGUAUCGAAACCAUGCCAUCUCUGCAAGGCACAAACUACUUAUAACCUUAAGGUAUCUCGCGACUGGUCCAAUCCAACUGAAUGACUGCGACAUUCAUGGUGUCAGUCAACCGACUGUUUCAAGAGUACUUGGAGAAAUGCUGAAUGUCUUGUCAGAUCCAAGGCUGGUACGACAGUUCAUUUCCUUCCCCACAGAUGCAGCUGAUCUGAGGAGGAACGCUACAAUUUUUGAGGGAAUUGCAAACUUCCCAAAAGUGAUGGGCCUCAUAGAUGGCACCCAUAUAAGAAUUAGGGCACCGUCAGAAGACGAAUAUAUGUAUGUAAACAGGAAACAGUUUCACAGCAUAAACGUGCAGGUGGUUGUGGAUGGUGAAGACAAAAUCAUCGACAUUGUAGCCCGCUGGCCGGGAUCUGUUCACGAUGCCAGAAUUUUGCGAGAAAGUGGCCUAUCCCAGCUCUUAGAUAAUGGGUUUGGAGGCCAUGAACAGUUCCAUCUACUGGGUGAUAGCGGCUAUCCUAGUAAGCGAUGGCUGCUUACACCAUAUCUGAACCCCCAAGGUUUAGCACAAGAAGCAUACAACAGCCACAAAACAACAAGAUCCAGGGUAGAGAAAGCCAUUGGACAGCUGAAGAGGAGAUUUGGUGUGCUCCAUACAGAGAUUACCCUUUCACCAGAAAAAGCCUGCAAAGUAGUCAUCGCUUGUGCUGCGUUGCACAACCUGUGUAAAGCAAGAGGGAUUCCAUUUGCUGACAACCAAGAUGAUGACAAUGGAAAUAACAACAAUGGUGAUCCAAGGCCACAAGACCAAAUGCCCGGUUGA